AUGUUAAAACACCCUGCAUCAGAGGCAGACACAAAUCUUUAUGGGGCACUCAAACAAACUUUUGAGAACAUUGAUCUUUCAAGUCUUAUGUGGGAGGAUCCUGAAGCAAGUAUGGUCCUUAGUGAUAAUUCAGACAUUGUGAAGAAUUUGGAGUGUAGGCAAAAGAGUACUUUUUUAGGACCUUGGGAAAAUAUGAAAUGCAUUAUACCAGGUUCAAAAGAAACUGAGAGUGAGCUGAUAAAAAUAACUGAUUGCAUUCUUGGUACACUUUGUGAGAUAUGGAACAACCCUGCAUUUACAACCAGUGCAUCUCACAGUGAGCAGAGUGAGGAAACAUAUAUAACAGACGUUAUAAUUCCUUUGCUUCAAUCAAGUUUAGGGGGCCUUCCCAAUGGCUGUAUAUGCUUAAGUACAUCAGAAUACCAAAGUUUGGCAAGUACAUCUCAAUGA
Messenger RNA from Entrophospora sp. SA101, 450 nucleotides. The record is from the annotation of a GenBank genome assembly. NCBI's taxonomy places the organism in Eukaryota, Fungi, Glomeromycota, Glomeromycetes, Entrophosporales, Entrophosporaceae.